AGCCAGCGGGCUUUUCAACUAACAGCCGCGUAAGGCACGAUCGGCUCCUUUUUUAUGUGGGUGUGUAUUUAUUGCACCCUCUCAUCCCUCGUAUUUGAAAGAAAAAAGAGAAACUGCGGAAGACUGAGCCGGCGUUGGCUGCCCUGUUUUCGUUUCUUCUUCUUGAAGGGCAAGGUAGUGAACAAAAUUUGUCACUACUCUCCCCUCUCCCUUGCCUUUUGCUGUUAUUGUUGUUCCUAAGUGCUUUUCAUUUCUUCCAGCAUUCUCCCACCCCACAAAACUGCGCAUUCUUUUCUUUCUAAAAAGGCUCAUUCGUGUAGCACUCUAGCUUUCUCCGCCGUUCCAUCACCGUCACUCACCGUUGCCUAGCCCGAGGACCUGUGUGCCUCCGCACAGCAGUAACCCCUCACUCUUGUCAGACACCGUGUAGUGGCAGCUACCGGUCCUCGGUACAGCACCAACAGAAAAAGAAUCCGUCAUAGACAAUCAUCGCCUCUCCCUCUACCUUAGUGUAUGGGAGCCGAGAAUGCCCUUCAUUCCUAGCUUCUCUUUUGAUAGUCUCCUCGCGCGCGCGCACCCGAGUACCGCUACCAACGCCAGCUCACCCGGCAACGCACGCUCCUCGCCGCAGCCGUCUUUCGCAACGCCGGGUUCGAACUCCUCGCCACGACUCGUCGGCUCCGCCAUUGCACGCGGGCAGUCCAGCAGUGCAGAGUUCCGCGAAGGCGCUGUUUUGCUUCGUGCCUCGUCAUCAGAUGCUUCGGCGGUGCAACUCGCUAGCAGCCGCAGCACCUCCCGCUCCCAUUCCAGCGGCUCCGCCGCCGCCGCCUCACGCAACAACGGUGCAGAUCAGCAGAACACCACCGCUGGCAGCACACACAGUUCUCAUUCAGGUGGUGCAGACCGCGAGGCAGAUAGGUCGCUGUCUCAAUCUGCAGAUAUUCCGCUACUGAGUGGGCAGGAGGAGGAAACGGCGUCGCCUGGGCGCCGUUUCAUGAACAUACACCGCCGCGCACGACGUGAGCGGGCCCGCAGUGAGAUCGUGUACAGCUUUCGAGACAACACCGACGGCCGCACGCCGGACGUCGGCAGUGACCUCGACGACUACGGCAUUCCUCUAUUUACGAACGACGGCGCGGGGCCUUUGCCGUCUCACGCGGCGGACGGUACGACGACUGGGGCGUCCCUGCGACGAGCACAGUACGCAACUUCAGGAUUUAUCGACCGCGUCGAAAGCGAACAGCCCGCACGCGAAGCGGGAGGAAGAGUGUCUCUCGAUGUGCGUACGUCAGGCCGCAGUCUGGCAGAGGCACUCCGUAGAGCUUCCGAUUCGGUCGUACAGAGCAGCGGAACGUCGUCUGGUCGAAGGUCGGAGAGAGCGGUAGCAGCGGGGUCAUCGAUGCCCCCUACCGUCACUCCACGCACGGACAUCACCAUUCUCGUCGCGUCACCGCCGGUACAACUCACCACUUCACACGACGCGCUGCGACGUCUGGCGCAGAACACAAUUCCCUCGGCGCUUCAACCGCAGGACCUGUCCCGCUCUGCUCCAACGUCUGCAGCAGCGUCCCCACAUUGGGGGACAGCGACCCCUUCAGCCUCACGGGUUCCUGUAGCUCGUGAAGCAGCGGCCGAUAUACACGUCAGCACCACAUCGACAGGAUGGCGAAGAGCACACGCCGCCUACUCGGAAGGAGACGACGCCCCUGGUCCCACUCUGCCAAAGUGCAAUGGUUCAAGCCCGCUGACUAACUGGCAACUGCCAGUGCUGUCCGCCGUGAGCCGUAGCCGCGUGACACACCCCGCCCAGCAAGACAGGUUGCCAUCGCCGCGGUCGUCGGCAAACCCGCCGCGUAGCGCAGAGGGCAGCGUGUCACGGUUGGGGUGCACCAGCGACGCGGGAUCGCCGCUGCGGGGCAGAUCACGGAACUCGGGCUCGCGCCCCGACGUACCACUCACUGCGUCCUCUCGAUCGUCCAGGGAGGUUUCAUGGGUGCGAGACGGCGUGGAAGAUAACGUUCACGAACGAGGGAACGCAGAAAGAGAGGAUCACUCUGCCGCGGUGCCGUCGUCGCUCGGUGGGCGCGGACAUGGCGGUCUUCCACUGAGUGCUGCGAGAGGUAUUCGCUACUCCACCGCCUCCCUUCGCGGUGCAAGCAACUGUGCCUCUUCUGGCGCGGACUCUGUGGUCGGGAACAUCAGUGCCACCAGCGCGUCGUUGAUGGUAUCGCAGUCGCCCUCUGCAGCUAGCGCCGCUGGCCUCACCACACGAAGCUCGACGGCCGCUUCACCGCACCGUCAACCGGCUCACAGUCCAAUAAAAGACGAUAAUGCUGACCAUGGUCCUGGCACUGGUUCUGCCGGCUGCCGCAACGAUGUAGAGAAGAGCGCCGCCGCGCGAGUCGCGGGGAGUCCACGCAUCUCUGCAGGCGGUGCCACGGUGAGCAGUGCCGUCCCUCGUCGUGACCAGCCCCUUUCCCGGCCUGCCUCCCCCCUCCGAGCGCCCGCCCUCAUUCCGGCUACGGCGGCAGGAUCGCUCGCCACACCCACACAAGCCGCUGUCUCUUCAACGCAGCUCGCCAGCGCAGACCCGACAUCCACCGCGCCGUCGCACGUGACGGAGGCGGCACGCAGCACCAACUCUCUGCAACUCCCGGCCGCCACGGACGGCGUGGUGCUGCUGAAUCACGUGCGCGAUGUGCCAGCGCAGGGGGAGUUGUACCGCCUGCUGCGAGUGGUUCACCGUGAGCCGCUUCAGCACUUUCCGCAAGCGCUGCGUGGGCCUCCAUUGGCGGUGCGCCUUCCAGACUGGUUGAACAACAAUGACGAUAGCGGCUACGACGACGAUGACAGCACAGAAGAGUGGGAGGACAACCUCCGGCGAGUUGCAGCGCACCGUCAACAACGAGGCGGGCCGCACGCAAGUCGGAGCGGCAGUUCCGCCUCUGACGCCUCCGCACGUACCUCGCGUUCCGCGUCGUUGCUCGAGGGCUCGCACGAGCACUUCAGCCGACAUCACCGUCGCAACCGCAGCCCACAUUCCUCGCGACGCGGCCCGUCUUCUCGGCAGCAUUCGCGCUCCCGAUCUUCAUCGACGUCGACGGCCGCCUCGCAGGUGAUGGUCGCGGUGAACGCGAGUGAUCCGCGUGAGCUCUUCACCAGGCUCGUGUCUGACCCGGCAGACGGCACGGUCGAGGUGUGCGGGCUGCAAUCCGUGUUGUCCUCUGCGCUGUCCACCUCACCACACGGCUCCCGCCACAGUCGUGCGACGGAGCGGAGUCCGACACACCGCGCGAGUCGGCACUCCACCCCGGCCUCCCACGCAAACCACAACUUCCACGUCGUUGUGGAAGAAGAGGACCACCAGGUUCACCACCAUCGUCAUCACCCGUGGCGGCGUGCGCGCUCUGCAUUCAGCAUCGCCACGCAUGACGGACGACAAGCGAUGACGCCCAGUUGCCCCUGUCCGUCUCUGGCGCCGUCCACCUCCACCACGUGGCAGGCGGAGGUGGUGGGGAACGGCUUCUUCAACGCCGACAUUCGUCUCCAACACGCCCGCAGCCACGCAGAGGCGGUGACCGACGCGGUGGCGGCGUACGGCGAGGGCUGCUACUACUACACCCUCCCGCUCAUUCCCCUCAGCCCUUCCUCGCCACGAGGAAAGGGAAUGGCACAGGCGGAAAGAUCGGCGCCGCCGGCGACGAGGGCCACGCCGGUGCAUGAAUCACAGGAGGUGAUGGAGCAGCUUCCGCGCUUAAAAAGGACGUGCAAGACGCCGCAUCGCACUCAGCAAAGCCUGCAUCGCUUUACGGCACGCGGCGGUGGCAGCGCCGAGGCAGCCCCGCUCACGGCGCGGUCUUCGCCAGUGGCGAAUUUAAACGACAGUGCGGCGAGUCGCGAAAACGUCCCGUCGUUGCAGCCGUCGCCGAUGCCGCCGCAGCUGGACCGGGUGCAACCCCGCAUGCCCAACCCUCGCCCCACCUCGCUGAAGAACCUCGCGUCUUUGUACCCAACCAACCCCGACCAGGUUGUGGCACGUGGGUUGGCGGGGACACCGUCGCAAAUCACGGGCGCCUCGCCAGACGACCUGCGGGGCUCGCAGCUGAAUAGGUCAUGCGGAGAAGCUGGGGUACCGACGGCCGAGUACGCACCGACGGCACGCGCCAACGCUUCGAACUGCACGCCGAUGAGGCGAAGGUACAACAGCAGAAGCGUUGACAAAAACUAA
Molecule: messenger RNA, 4228 nt
Organism: Leptomonas pyrrhocoris
Lineage: Eukaryota; Euglenozoa; Kinetoplastea; Trypanosomatida; Trypanosomatidae
Exons: 1
Coding region: 527-4228 (1233 amino acids)
Source: RefSeq, a predicted model, not a curated record